Molecule: messenger RNA, 1280 nt
Organism: Zymoseptoria tritici IPO323
Lineage: Eukaryota; Fungi; Ascomycota; Dothideomycetes; Mycosphaerellales; Mycosphaerellaceae
Exons: 2
Coding region: 110-1135 (341 amino acids)
Biological process (GO): transsulfuration
Cellular component (GO): mitochondrion
Molecular function (GO): thiosulfate-cyanide sulfurtransferase activity
Source: RefSeq, a predicted model, not a curated record
UUUGCUACUUGAAUACCGCCAGUUCCCCUCUUUCUGACACUGAUAUAGCUUGCCAUCACCGCGAUGGAAGCUCGACAGUAGCAUCGACCUGAUACCCGCGACGAAUACCAUGGCUGCCAGGAUCCUCCGUCGCCAACCGUUUCUCGCUCAAUCGACUUUCCGAAAGUGUGCCUUUACGACCCGUACGAGGAUGGAGUACAGCGAGCGUUCGUUCAGCUCGUACUUCGUCACGCCGGCGGAGUUGAGUAAAGCUCUGGAAGCCAAUGCACCGUCGCGACUCUCCACAGCACCCAGAACAAUCCCAGUAUGCGGGUCGUGGUUCUUACCAAACGACCCAGACAAGCGGACUGGUAUACAAGUAUUCAAAGAAGGCCAUAUCCGCAAAGCUCGAUUCUUCGACCUCGACAAAAUCGCCGAUACAUCCAGUCCGUACCCUCAUAUGCUGCCGAGCCCAGAGGUUUUCCAGAAUGCCAUGAUCAAUCUGGGUAUCAAGCGAGACGAUACCGUCGUAGUGUACGAUACGGCCGAGCUGGGAAUCUUCUCAGCUCCACGAGUAGCCUGGACGUUCAGAGUGUUCGGCCACGAUUCGGUGCACAUCCUCAACAAUUACAAGGCAUGGGUUGAGCAGGGUUAUCCAACAGAGCAAGGCGAGCCUCAAGAGUUUGAAAAGACCAAUUACCCAACACCAGAGCUGGACAAGAGUAGAGUCAUCGCUUUCGAAGAAGUCAAGGAGCUUGCUCAGGACUUCAACAAGGAAGGACAUGAGGAGGUACAGAUCUUGGAUGCUCGAUCCGAGGGACGAUGGCGCGGCAAAGAUCCGGAACCACGACCUGGUCUGUCCUCUGGCCGUAUUCCAGGAAGCACAUCGGUUCCUGUACCUUCGCUGCUGGACCCUAAGACCAAGGCUUUCCUCCCACCGGGCGAAUUGCGCAAGAUCUUCGAGCAGAAAGGUGUCGACCCUACGAAGCCAAUCGUGUCGAGCUGCGGCACGGGAGUCACUGCUACAGUCAUCGAUGCGGCACUGAUUGAGGCAGGCUAUGGCGAUGGAAGCAGACGAAUCUACGAUGGCAGCUGGACUGAAUGGGCCCAAAGAGUGCAACCCGGCGAGAACUUGAUCGAGAAGGAUCCCAAGUAGGGCAUACGAUAACGUCUCGGUCAGUUGGUGUUGUCUGCGAUCGAAAAGCGUAGGCGCAAUCAUCUUUCCAUGUACAGUGCAAUGAGAGCGCUAAUAUCAGGUGGCUCCCAACGUCCAAAGCCCGUACGCCUCGAUUCGGCUGAUG